Molecule: messenger RNA, 201 nt
Organism: Linderina pennispora
Lineage: Eukaryota; Fungi; Kickxellomycota; Kickxellomycetes; Kickxellales; Kickxellaceae
Product: Bromodomain-containing protein
Exons: 1
Biological process (GO): chromatin remodeling
Cellular component (GO): RSC-type complex
Molecular function (GO): protein binding
Source: RefSeq, a predicted model, not a curated record
AUGUGUCUUGCGUUUAACAAGCUGCCCUCGAAGCGCGAGUACCCGGACUACUAUGUCGAGAUCAAGCGGCCUAUCGCCCUGGACAUGAUGAAGUCGAAGAUCACAAAGGGAGCGUACAGGGCGGUUGAGGACUUUGUCGCAGAUAUUGAUCUCAUGUGUAGCAACGCACAGCAGUUUAACAUGCCAGACUCGUACAUCUAU